AUGGCAGAUGUAAAAGAGAAUGAACCUGAUAUGCCAAACGGUGGUGAAAAGGAAGAGACACAAUCAUCAGAGAAUACAAUGAAUCAAACUAUAUAUGUCAAUAAUUUAAAUGAAAAACCAUCAAAGAAGAAACUUACAGAGCAAUUAUAUAGUUUAUUUUCACCAUAUGGAUCGAUUUUAGAGAUUGUUGCAGCAAAGAGACAGAAGAUGAGAGGACAAGCUUUCAUUGUAUUUAAAGAUAUCACAUCAGCAUCCAAUGCACUCAGAGAGAUGAAUGGAUUCGAAUUUUUAGGUAGACCAAUGAGUAUACAAUAUGCUAAAUCUAAAUCGGAUGCAGUUUCUAAAUUAGAUGGUACAUAUAUUGAGAAGAAGAGAGAAAGAGAAAAUGAUCAAGAUAAGAAGAAAGCAAAGAAACAACAAACCAAGAAACCAUCGACCACCGCCAAACCCAAAGCUGCCAGUACAGCUAAUGCACAGGCUGCUCCUCUACAACCAAGAGAAGCUCCACCCAAUAAGAUUCUAUUUGUUGAGAACUUACCUGAGCAAUGUGAAGAGAUGAUGUUAAAUAUGUUAUUCUCUCAAUUCCCAGGAUUCCAAGGUAUAAGUAUGACAACUGCCAAGAAAGGUGUUGCUUUUGUAGAGUUUGACGACGAUUCGAAAUCAGCAGUCGCAAUGACACAUCUUCAAGGUUUUAAAGUUACACCAGAGAAACCAAUGGUUAUCUCUUUCGCUGCUCAAUAA
This is a messenger RNA of Heterostelium album PN500, 741 nucleotides long. It is a transcript of the gene snrpB2, whose product is annotated as U1A/U2B'/SNF family RNA-binding protein. NCBI's taxonomy places the organism in Eukaryota, Evosea, Eumycetozoa, Acytosteliales, Acytosteliaceae. The coding region runs from base 1 to 741 and encodes 246 amino acids. Gene Ontology annotation, molecular function: U1 snRNA binding. The record is from RefSeq and is a predicted model, not a curated record. Gene Ontology annotation, cellular component: U1 snRNP. Gene Ontology annotation, biological process: mRNA splicing, via spliceosome. The transcript is spliced from 4 exons.